Rhipicephalus sanguineus (brown dog tick) is the source of this 882-nucleotide messenger RNA. Its product is annotated as carbonic anhydrase 1. The record is from RefSeq and is a predicted model, not a curated record. Gene Ontology annotation, cellular component: cytoplasm. Bases 1 to 882 code for a protein of 293 amino acids. Gene Ontology annotation, molecular function: zinc ion binding; carbonate dehydratase activity. The transcript has a single exon. Lineage: Eukaryota; Metazoa; Arthropoda; Arachnida; Ixodida; Ixodidae.
AUGUGCUCAGCGCGACCGCAAGUUCAUAGCGCCCCUAAAUGUUCAUCAGGGAAAACUGUUACAAGAAACGUUCCAGGGACUGGAAACAGGCAGUCGCCGGUCAACAUCGUGACAAAAGACGUUACGGCGGAUCCUCACCUGAGAGACAACCCGCUGCAUUGGAAAGACACUGGCCUUCGGGGGACGAGCAUCUCCAACACCGGUAACACGUGGCUAGUGAGCGUCAAGGCUGGAGGACCCAAUCUUCACGGCGGACCUCUCCAGCACGACUACCAAAUGGAGAUGAUGCACGGUCACUGGGGUAAGACCCACGAUAGCGGAAGCGAGCACGCUGUCGACGGGAAGCGCUAUGCAGGCGAACUGCAUCUGGUCCAUUUCAACGCCGACAAGUACAAGUCGUUCGUGGACGCUGCUGCAUCUGAAGAGGGCCUCGUCGUGGUGGCUGUGUUCUUGAAAGAAGGUACAGCGCACCCGCAGCUUAAGAGCGUCGUAGACUGCAUCCCCUACAUCAAGUACAAGGGCAUGAAGUGCGCGCUGCAGCAGCCUUUAGACGUAUCCUCGCUAAUUCCACCCAGAAGUACCUACUGGACGUACGAAGGCUCGCUGACGACACCACCCUGGUCCGAGAACGUGACCUGGAUUGUCUACAAGCAACCCAUCGAAGUGUCACCCGAACAGCUUGCAUCCUUUCGCAAGCUGUUAUCGUACGAGGAGGCCGUGAAACCGCAGAAUUCGACGGACGGUCCUAUUGACUGCAAUGUGCGAGCCACACAGCCUCUUAAGCACCGAAUCGUGCGAGAGCCCCCAAAGAAACAGGACAGCCGCACUUGCUUAAAGUUCGCCUUUUCCAAAGGAGCCCUCACGACCCCCUUAAAAACAUAA